AUGAAGUUUAUUUCUACAAUUUCCAUCCUCACCUUCCUCGCUACCCUGACGCUCACUACCGCCACCGCCUCCGCAGCCGAAGACCCAGGUAUCCGGUGCGAAUCCGAGGCUGACUGCCCUAAGGAUCUGCCUGUUUGCUGCGGCUUCGAUCCAAGGAUUCAGUACUGUCUUCCCGAGAAUACGGUUUGUUGA
Molecule: messenger RNA, 192 nt
Organism: Aspergillus puulaauensis
Lineage: Eukaryota; Fungi; Ascomycota; Eurotiomycetes; Eurotiales; Aspergillaceae
Exons: 2
Coding region: 1-192 (63 amino acids)
Source: RefSeq, a predicted model, not a curated record